AACACGCGGUCCGCCAGCUUGGGAAUAAUACUCUCGGAAAAAUGUUGAAAAUUCUCUGUUAUCGAAGUGAAAAUUGCCUGAAAAAAGCAUCGAGAAGGGAUCUGCAACCCCUUAUCGGGAAAAUUUUGGAAAAUGAUGAAUAUAGAAUUGAGGAAGAAUGCAUAGCAGAUGCUCUUGAGAUUGUCCGAAAAUGUGUGGAAAUGUUCAUCCAAGCCAAUUUCACGGGGAAUCUCUUAGCUGAAGAUGUUGUCCAGGAAUUCAUACACUCCAAACAGCGCCUGGAGAAAGUGAAUGUGAGGAGAGAAUGCGUGGUAAAUGGAGAAGAGUUGGAUGUGAAUGUUCUCUUUCCGGAACUCCUCUUUCUCGCGCGGAAGACACUGAAAGCCUGCAUGUGUGAUCAUCUUGUGCUCCUGGUGUGGAGAGCACGAGUGAUUUGUCUUCAUCAGCAAGUUCUGGAAGAUCUGACAUACUCUCUAUUUAAGGAGUUCAGAGAAAUCUCCGAGGAAAUUCUGAAACAUGAAGAUUUCUCUACUUUGGACAUUGAAGAUUCCGCACUGCUGAUGCUGGAGAUUGCUCAGGGAUAUGCCAUCUUCCGACGUGUGAAGCCGUGCAAAGAGCUUCUGGACUCUGUGAAAGAUAAGCUGAAAACACAGCUGAACAUCACCUCACUGUUGGGCAUGAGAACGCGCUUUCAGACGAAACCCUUGCCUCAAAUGAUCCUCAGAGUGGAGAGGAAGGAAGUCAUUUCCUUGAGCAGUGCUUCAGAGACUCAUGGAUCAAUUCUCCUGCCAAAGUUACUGCAUCUGGACGAUGACACGCGGCUGGAAAAGAUCAAAUUCCUGAACGAAGAAGAGGCUCAGAUUGACAAUCUUCCCAGUGUCAUUCAGUCUCUGAUCGUCCUGGAGCUGCACUGGCUGCAAAUGUCACAGCCGAAGGACAAUCUGGCCGAGGAGGAGAUUCAGCCUUACAUCGUGACGCUGCUGCAUCAGGAUCAUGGAGCGUGGAGCGUGAGAAUUGCCGCCCUCAUGGCGAAUAUCGAGCUGGAGGCGAAGAAUCGAAGAACAGUGGAUAGAAGCUUGAAGCAGUGCGAGGAAAUCCUUAAGCUGGUGAGAAUGCCAGGUGCUGAAUCCCACCAUCGUCUGCUAGGCUUCUUCUCCUCAGGCAUGCCGCCAAUCUGGCGCUCUGAGAUGCAGCUGGGCAGCCUGAUGAUGUCCCUGGGCUUGGUGAAGACUGCUCUGGACGUCUACCGACGCAUCCAGGCUUGGGAUGAUGUGAUCACCUGCUACAAUAUGCUGGAGUUGCGCCACAAAGCGGAGGAGGUCAUCCGGCAGGAAUUGACGAAGAGUCCCACGGCGAAGCUCUACUGUCUGCUCGGCGAUGCCACAGAUGAUCCCUCCUGGUACGAAAAGGCAUGGGAGUUUUCCGAGAGACGCAGCGGAAAAGCCCAGAAACACUGGGGAAACUAUUUCUUUGCCCGAAAGGAGUACAGUUUCUCCAUUCCGCACUUCCAAGAGUCUCUGGAGAUCAACACUCUGCAAGAGCCGCUGUGGCUUCGCCUGGGAUUCGCCGCUCUCGAGACUGAAGAGUGGAAGAUCGCAGCUCAUGCCUAUCAAAUGUACACAUCUCUGGAAUCGGGAACUUUCGAAGCGUGGAACAAUUUGGCCAAGGCAUACGUGAAGAUGGGUGAUAAGAAUCGCGCCCAGAAAGUCCUGGCGGAGGCUCUGAAGUGCAACUAUGACGUGUGGCAGGUUUGGGAGAACUUCAUGGUGGUCAGCCUGGACACAGGGCACUUUGACGAUGUCCUGAAUGCUUACAAUCGACUGAUGGAGCUCAAGACGCGCUAUGAAGAUCGUCAAGUGUUGGACAUUCUCACGUCAGCCAUUGAAGGCCACGUUCCGGACCAGAAAGGCACGGAUUCUCAUCGCUUGGCGGAGAAAGCGAGUAAAAUCCUGGCUCAGCUUUGCAUUCAGCACGGUCGCGAUGGAUUCUACUGGGAAAUGGCCGCCAGGGUUGCGAAAGAUUCCCUGUCGAGGGCCCAGAAGCUCCUCAAAGCCUUCACAGGACACACACAGAGCAAUCCCAAGUGGCAUGAAGUGCCAGAAUCGUCUGAGAAAGUGCUGAAAAUCUGUCUGGAGAUGUCUCAGCUCUCCCUGGAAGCUGCAAAUUGCAUCCGAGAGGACAAUAGAACACUGGUCGUUUCCCAGUUAGCUUCUGCUCGCCUCUCAGUGCAGAGUUGCUUGAGGAAUGCCAAGGAAAGUGUGGAGAAUUCAGCCGAACAGAGAGAUGAACUGACCAAGAAUCUGCAGAUUCUUACAGACAGACUGAAAGAGUUUGCAAAGUGAAUUGUUUUGUAAUCAUAAUUAUUUUACUA
Molecule: messenger RNA, 2371 nt
Organism: Phlebotomus argentipes
Lineage: Eukaryota; Metazoa; Arthropoda; Insecta; Diptera; Psychodidae
Product: tetratricopeptide repeat protein 27
Exons: 1
Coding region: 42-2342 (766 amino acids)
Molecular function (GO): protein binding
Source: RefSeq, a predicted model, not a curated record